UGCCUCCACAGACCAACAAGCACACAACCCAUCGACAUGGCUGACCAACUCACAGAGGAGCAGAUUGCAGAGUUCAAGGAGGCUUUCUCCUUAUUCGACAAGGAUGGUGACGGCACCAUUAACACCACAGAGCUCGGCUCCGUCAUGAGGUCGCUGGGCCAGAACCCCACAGAGGCCGAACUGCAGGACAUGAUCAAUGAGGUGGACGCUGAGGGUAAUGGAACCAUCGACUUUCAGGAGUUCCUGACCAUGAUGGCCAGAAAAAUGAAGGACACAGACAUCGAGGAGGAGAUACGUGAGGCUUUCCGGGUAUUUGACAAGGAUGGAAAUGGUUACAUCUGCGCCUCAGAUCUCCGUCAGGUCAUGACGAACCUGGGAGAGAAGCUUACAGAUGAGGAGGUGGACGAGAUGAUCAGAGAAGCAGACGCUGAUGGAGACGGACAGGUCAACUUCGCAGAGUUUGUACAGAUGAUGAACGCAAUAUCAACAAGCACACAACCCAUCGACAUGGCUGACCAACUCACAGAGGAGCAGAUUGCAGAGUUCAAGGAGGCUUUCUCCUUAUUCGACAAGGAUGGUGACGGCACCAUUACCACCAAAGAGCUCGGCACGGUCAUGAGGUCGCUGGGCCAGAAUCCCACAGAGGCCGAACUGCUGGACAUGAUCAAUGACGUGGACGCUGAGGGUAAUGGAACCAUCGACUUCCAGGAGUUCCUGACCAUGAUGGCCAGAAAAAUGAAGGACACAGACAUCGAGGAGGAGAUGCGUGAGGCUUUCCGGUUAUUUGACAAGGACGGAAAUGGUUACAUCAGCGCUGCAGAUCUCCGUCAGGUCAUGACGAACCUGGGAGAGAAGCUAACAGAUGAGGAGGUGGACGAGAUGAUCGGAGAAGCAGACAUUGAUGAAGACGGACAGGUCAACAUCGCAGAGUUUGUACAGAUGAUGACCGCACAACAAGGCAAGCAACAGGGUGCUAUUUCAAACAAAGAAACAAAGAUAACAAAAAGAGGACUUUCAACUAAUAAACAAUUCUUGUCAGCAAACACCAAUAUUAUCUCUUGA
Limanda limanda (common dab) is the source of this 1062-nucleotide messenger RNA. RefSeq lists its product as uncharacterized. The transcript has 3 exons. The record is from RefSeq and is a predicted model, not a curated record. Gene Ontology annotation, molecular function: calcium ion binding. Bases 37 to 1062 code for a protein of 341 amino acids. NCBI's taxonomy places the organism in Eukaryota, Metazoa, Chordata, Actinopteri, Pleuronectiformes, Pleuronectidae.